AAUCUCAUGGCCCUUUGGAAAUUUCAUUUUAUUUUGUUCAAGUUCCUUUCUGGGAGUAUGAUUAUUUACUCUUCAGUUGAACAACAGACUUGGAAGGUAAUGGACGCCAUGAAUGACAUCGUCACCCAAAAAUCGGUUUCUUACCAUCUUUCAAAUGUUGCAUGCACUGAAUGCGCUUUAAGAACAAAGCUGAUGAACGAAAAAUCCUUUUCUUGUCAUCAAGAAAACCAGACGUGUUUGAUUUACAGUACUUGUCACGUGAAGAGUCGUCUGUUGACAUCUGAGUGGGAACCAAGUGAAGGAUGGAGACACUUCUGUACAGCUGUUCAUACGAUUACUUUCGGCGGUGAUCCUUGGAUUAACAUAGACACUCUUAUAACGAGCUGGAGAAGAACAUCGAUUCGAUUCCAGAUAAAGGCGACUAGAGACGCUCACGUUGGACUGGUGUCUGGGAACACCACGGCUAGCUCCGGAUAUCAGGUUAUACUGGGAGGUUGGUACAAUACAGAAUCAUGUAUUCGAGACGGAUUUGUUUACGGAAGUACCUGCUCCUCGACGUCACUAGGAUCCCAUCUUAGCGGGGCACAAUUUUCAAGUUUUUGGAUCAAUUGGCAUACAGGUCGCAUUGAAGUUGGACUCGGUGAUACACUUGGUCAUCAAACAAUAAUGGACUAUACUUUUCCAAACGUAUAUCAAAUCAAUAACCUGUUACUGAGAAAUAGGUACAGCUCGCAAUGUGAAUGGAUCAUUUAUUUGUAACAAAACCACCUUUUUGUCGUUGAAAGUUACUCUCAAUUUUUUUUCAGUAUGUUUACCUUAAGAAUAUGCCCAUAUAUAUCUAAAAUUAGCAAGUUAUACAUACAUGUAUAACUAUAAAUCAGUAUCAGAGGAAUGUAUUUCUCAAAUUUGAAAAAAAAAAUCCAUAGUAACUUU
Saccostrea cuccullata (small rock oyster) is the source of this 933-nucleotide messenger RNA. RefSeq lists its product as uncharacterized. Lineage: Eukaryota; Metazoa; Mollusca; Bivalvia; Ostreida; Ostreidae. The record is from RefSeq and is a predicted model, not a curated record. The transcript is spliced from 2 exons. The coding region runs from base 7 to 759 and encodes 250 amino acids.